Molecule: messenger RNA, 1248 nt
Organism: Triplophysa dalaica
Lineage: Eukaryota; Metazoa; Chordata; Actinopteri; Cypriniformes; Nemacheilidae
Gene: armc1l
Product: armadillo repeat containing 1, like
Exons: 7
Coding region: 75-893 (272 amino acids)
Molecular function (GO): protein binding; metal ion binding
Source: RefSeq, a predicted model, not a curated record
CAACGUCGACCAAUCAAUUCGUUUGAGGGUAAGCGGUAACAUUUGAGUGUUCGCUGGAAAGGGCGAUUAUAGAGAUGAUGGACGCCUUGUCAGUAGUCACGCAGCUGCGGGACUUGGCAUCAGAACCACAAAAUCGGGAGGCGAUUGUUCAGGACCAGGGCUGCCUUCCUGGACUAGUGCUGUUCCUGGACCACCAAGACCCUCAAGUGCUUUUUGCCACCCUUCAGACGCUGAGGUACCUGGCCGAAUCACCCCGAAACAUCAACACUAUGAAAAAUGAGCUUGGCAUGAUGGUGAGCCUGGAGACACUGAUGGAGAGGACUUGUCUACCAACUGAAAUCACAGACAUCGCAAAAGAGGUGCAUGACGUGUUGACUGCUAGACCACAGAGACCGGCUUUUCAGACUCCGAAUCAACCGACGAAGACAAACAAACCACAGUUUUUCAUCAACAGCUCCAACAAGAAAGCAAAAUCGGUUACACUGCAUAUACAAGGCUUAGAUGGUGUGGAUCAGAGAGGUAUGUGUGAAGAGGCACUUUUAAAAGUAAAAGGUGUCAUCAGCUUCACGUUCCAGAUGGCUUUGAAGAGAUGCACCGUACGCAUCCGUGCUGAUCUGUCCACUGAGAGUCUGGCCACUGCCAUUGCUUCCACAAAGGUGCUUUCAGCUCAGCAGGUGGUGAAAAAUGAAAGCGGUGAAGAGGUUCUCAUCCCACUUAGCACUUCUGACACAAAGGUAGAAGAAAAUCACCACCUGCCUGAUUACCUGCCAGAGGAGGAGAGUCCGGAGAAAGAUUUGGACCGCGCCAUAUCUCGUACUGGCGCUAAACAGGACCCUGGUGGAAGCUGGCUCAACACAGCAGCUAGUUUCCUUACUAAAACCUUCUACUGGUAAUGUCUGUUUUUGUAAUAAUAACAGUUUGGACCUCAACUGUUUAAAGAAAGAACAUCUUGAGAACUUAUCAGAACUUGAAGCACAGAGGAAUUACUAUACGGUUCAUGUGAACAUGCUACCUUUUACCAAAAGCAUGCUUCCACAUGCAAGCUGUAUACAACUGUGUAUUAAAAGCUGUUCAUUGUUGUACAUUUUUAUUUGUUAACCAAAAUUGAUCUUUCACUUCUUCCCUCUCAGUGAUUUGUCUGUUUCUGUGUUGUCUGUAUUUCCUUUCCACUUCUGUAAAUAUUUUGAUGUUUUAAGUGGAAAAUAUUGAAAACAAAAGAAAACACAUUUGAUGCUAUGAUCUGUGGGA